AUGCAUUUAUCUAAAUUAGCAACAAAACCUGAAGUACCUUCACCCAAGGUAGUGAAGGGUAGGACCCAAAUAACACUCUACCAUGGAGAGGCAGAGCUUGUUGUGGGUUGCGGCUGUGGGCUGCGGGUAUCUAAACGUCAGGCUGCGGUGGAGAGCUGUGGUGGAGAGGCAGAGGUUGCUGUGGGUUGUGGCUGUCGGCUGCGAGUUGCGGCUGUGGGUUGCGGUGGAGAGGCUGCGGUGGAGAGGGAGGUUGCUGGCCGUGGGGUUGCUGGCUGUGGAGUGCGGCGGAGAGGAAGGUUACUGGCUGUGGGGUGCGGCGGGAGACGAAGGGGUGCGGCUGUGGGUUGCGGGGGAGAGGGAGGUUGCUGGCAGUGGCUGUUGAGUGCGGCGGAGAGGAAGGUUGCUGGCUAUGGGGUUGAACUUCCAGAGGGACUAUCAUCAUUCACCCAUAUUUACCAAAAUGAUUUUGUUGGCCGAAAACCAAAGAAGGUGAAGGAUGAUGAUGUGGCCAUUUGUUUCUGUAAAUAUGAUCCCAAUAACCCUGAAAGUGCUUGUGGAGAUGGGUGCUUGAACGUCAUGACCAGCACGGAAUGUAUACGUGGGUAUUGCCCAUGUCAGGACUAUUGCAAGAAUCAGAGAUUUCAAAAUUGUGAAUAUGCCAAAACCAAGUUGUUGCAAACUGAAGGGCAUGGAUGGGGUCUUUUAGCUGAUGAAGAUAUUAAGGCUGGACAAUUCAUUAUUGAAUAUUGUGGAGAGGUUAUCUCGUUGGAAGAAGCCAAGCAUAGAUCACAAAGUUACGAAGCACAAGGUCUUAAGGAUGCAUAUAUAAUUUCUCUAAAUUCUAAUUAUUUCAUUGAUGCUACAAAGAGGGGGAGCCUUGCCAGGUUUAUAAAUCAUUCAUGUCUACCUAAUUGCGAGACAAGGAAAUGGACUGUGUUGGGGGAAACACGAGUGGGGAUCUUUGCAAAGGUAGACAUAUCAUCUGGAACAGAGCUGUCAUACAAUUACAACUUUGAGUGGUAUGGUGGUGCCACUGUUUGCUGUCUGUGUAGGGCUGCUAAUUGUUGUCUAUUUCUGGCCGCAAAAUCUCAGGGUUUUCAGGAAUAUAACCGUGUGUGGGAAGAGGGAGAUGACAGAGUUGAGAAGGUUCCACUUUAUGACUCUGCUAAAGAUGAGCCCUUUUCACGCAUCCCUGAAACCAUUAGCCCUUUCAAAUUUGAUUCUUUGGAUGGUCUGGCAACUGAUUACUCUCAUAAAAUGGAAGUUGGCGAUGUGCUUGAAUGGAAGUUGGAUUCCUCUAAUACUGUCAUGCCACACAAUUCAGCUCAAGUUGAUGGCAUGACAAUGAAUACCGAGAAAGUAGAAGUCUUGGAGAGUGGAAAAUCAAAGGAACAAGAUAUGCAACAGGCUGUUUAUCAGAUGAGUGCAGUCUUAUCUGGACUUCGAAUUGAUAGUGCUUCUCGAAAUUUUGAUGUCGGAUCAGGCUCAUCUUCAAAGAAGAAAUCAGACCGUUUAUCAAAGCAAAAGAAAAGCUCUACUGGGGGAAAGCAAUCCAAUACAAAAAAUAUUGCUGAUCUGUUUCAAUCAAAGGAGGAAGCGCAAGAAGAUGUUGGAUCAAGUUCGUCUUCAAAGAAGAAAUCAGAGCGUUUACCGAAGCAAAAGAAAAGAUCUAGUGGGGGAAAGCAAUCCAAUACAAAAAAUAUUGCUGAUUUGUUUCCAUCAAAGGAAGCACAGAAAGAAGUGCACAAAUAUGAGGAAAUUAAGAACCAAGCUGCUGCCAAUCUCAGAUCCGUAUAUGAUGAAAUACGUCCUGCCAUCAAAACGCAUGGGAGGGACAGCCAGGACUGUGUUCCUCCUAGUGUGGAAACUAAGUGGGUUGGAGCGCACUGCGCGAAAUAUAAAGCUGAUCUUAACUUUAGUGUUUCUGUCAUAAAGAACUUUCUCGAUAUUGCUCAAAAGGGUGGUAGUGGACCAAAGGCUUCAGGAAGUGGACUCUCUCUGAAAGAAUGAAGCGUUGUUGUGCGGGCGCUAAAGAAUGCAUUGGAAACAUAUCUAAAUUUAUUAAAAAAAAAAAAGUGGGGACCAUUUGGGAUUUGAAUUCUGUAAUAUUUUAAGUAUUUUGAAGUUUGAGGAGUUAUAUCUGUGGAUUUAAAUAAGAAGGUAUUUUGAGAAUUUGGUUAUUUAUAGUAUAAUAAUGUUAUAAGUUUA
Messenger RNA from Coffea arabica (coffee), 2208 nucleotides. The record is from RefSeq and is a predicted model, not a curated record. NCBI's taxonomy places the organism in Eukaryota, Viridiplantae, Streptophyta, Magnoliopsida, Gentianales, Rubiaceae.